This is a messenger RNA of Apis cerana (Asiatic honeybee), 3871 nucleotides long. RefSeq names its product transient receptor potential cation channel subfamily V member nanchung (gene nan). Gene Ontology annotation, molecular function: protein binding; calcium channel activity. Gene Ontology annotation, cellular component: plasma membrane. Gene Ontology annotation, biological process: calcium ion import across plasma membrane. NCBI's taxonomy places the organism in Eukaryota, Metazoa, Arthropoda, Insecta, Hymenoptera, Apidae. The record is from RefSeq and is a predicted model, not a curated record.
AAACUGAAAUUAUAAAGCUCGAAAACAAGCGUGUUUUUUUUAAAUUGUUAAUUACACGUGUUUAUCGCCAAUUGAAUAUCUUUGAACAGGGAAUAAUAUCACAUUUUUUAUGCAAAUUUUUUACGAACGAAACGAACGAAAAACAAUUUUAGAAGUAUGACGACUUGAGAAAUUUAAUUACAAUUUAUGCAAAGAGUCGAAAGGAAAAAUUAAAAAAAAAGAAAAAACACGCGAGGGCUCGUCCGGGAUUUGAACCCGGGACCUCUCGCACCCUAAGCGAGAAUCAUACCCCUAGACCAACGAGCCACGUUAAGAAAAUUUUUUAAUAAAUUAUAUAUAUAGUGAAAUAAGUUAUUUUUUAAAGAAAUAUUUAAUAUCGAAUUGAAAUUUUUACUUAAAUUCAUAAAUAAAUUAUACGAAUUAUACUGAUUCAUUUUAUGAUAAUAAGAAUUGUAAUUUAUGUUUAUAUAUCAUAUCUAUAUGUAAAGAUUUUUUUUAGUAUUAUAAUAUAAUUUAAGAAAUAUUAAUAUUUAAUAAAUUAUCAAUAAUUUAUUUUAUAUUAAUAUUAUUAAACAUCAUUAUCUCGAUGUACUGAAAUAUAUUCUUUGAGAACUUUAGAAACAAGUUGGCGCCGUGGCUUAGUUGGUUAAAGCGCCUGUCUAGUAAACAGGAGAUCGAGGGUUCGAAUCCCUCCGGGGCCUGCAGAAUUUUUGAUCAAAAGAGAUUAAAAGAGAUUUCCGGUUCCCAAUUUCUGGUUUCCAGUCAGAAUUUAAAGUCAGACAAAUGUGUACCAAUACGUCUUGCAGAAUAGUCAUUUUGCGUGAUCAAUAUCAAGAAUGUAAUGCCAUGGCAACGCAAUAGCAGAAAGAUGAGAGAAUGGUAUGAACAUUAAAAUCGCAUCGAUCACUCGAAUCAUUCGUCAUCGUACUGGUAUCAAAGAUCGUGUGUCCUUCUAACAAUAAAAAGACAAGGAGAUGGGGAAUACGGAAAGCAACGUAGCCAGCGGAGUGAAGAAACAGACGGACGCAUCGUCCAUUUUGCUUUACAAAUUAGUCGACUUGAAAGGUGGUGGCCUAUUGGUAGAUAUGAUGAAAAGAGCAACGCAAACUAAACAAUACGCGGAAUUGGAUCAUGCCCUGAGAACAAAAGUAGAACCAUAUUUAUAUAACAAGGGUAAAGGUAAAUGGAUCCCGAUCGAGAAAUUGGUUUUGUUGAGAAACAAAGAUCGUCCAAAGCACAAAAUGCUUCCACCGCUGCGGGCUAUGGAAAAUCCGGCCGAUUACGACAUAGAUAAAGAUAUGGGCGAAGAUGAAGUGGACGAGGCGAAAAUAGAUAAAAGCAAGUACAGAUUAGUGUGCUGGAGCUUGGGCGAAAGGGGAGCAGUCGGUGAAACAAUUUUACAUUUGUGCAUGCUACAUGCAACUGCUAUUCACAUCGAUUUGGCUAAACGUUUGCUACGUUUUUAUCCCAAGCUUAUCAACGAUGUGUACAUAAGCGACGAGUAUUAUGGCGAGAGCGCAUUGCACAUCGCGAUUGUAAACGAAGACCCGUCAAUGGUAAAAUUCCUUUUGGAUAGCGGUGCGGACGUGCACGAAAGAUGCAUAGGAAACUUUAUGUGUCCAGAGGAUCAAAAAGCGUCGAGGACGGACAGUCUUGACCACGAAUGGGUUUGCGUAACUCCGGAAACUAAUUACAACGGAUACGUUUACUGGGGCGAGUAUCCUUUAAAUUUUGCGGCAUGUUUGGGACAGGAAGAGUGUUACAGAUUGAUACUCGCAAGAGGAGCUGACCCCGACAAGCAAGAUACGAAUGGAAAUACCGUUCUGCAUAUGUUGGUCAUUUACGAAAAAUUGGCCACGUUCGAUAUGGCGUACGAAGUGGGCGCAUCGUUAGCGAUCAGGAACGCUCAACACUUAACGCCCCUGACAUUGUCGGCGAAAUUGGCAAAGAUCGAAAUGUUUUUUCACAUUUUAAACAUCGAGCGAGAGAUUUAUUGGCAGAUCGGAAGCAUAACGUGCGCAGCUUAUCCUCUCUCGCAAGUCGACACCAUCGAUGUCGACACGGGAAGCAUUAGUCAUAAUUCCGCUCUAAAUCUGGUCGUAUUCGGCGAGAAAGAUGAGCACUUGGAAUUGAUGGACGGAAUUCUGGUUGAUCUGUUGAACGCCAAGUGGAACACAUUCGUCAAAUUUCGCUUUUAUCGUCAAUUUUUCCUUUUUUGUUUUUACUUCGUCCUAUCGUUGAUCAGUUUUACCCUUCGACCUGGUCCAGCAACGACAUCCGUUUCCAAUCCCACUGCUCAGACAUCCACCGAAUUGUCGACAAUUUCCCCAAAAACGGAUCCCCCCGUCUCUAACGUUACUAUCAAUCGAACCUUGAAUCCUUUCCACAACUCCGAUAUUCCCCUUCUUCUUGAUAAAAUUCUUUCCACCGCUUUCGUCUCGAAUGUGAAAAAAUAUCCUUGGAAUUUGACGAGAACACGUUUCGAUAAGCUGAAGCUCGAUAUCAUCGAGAACUUGACAUCCGCUUUGAGCGAUGUACUCGGGACGAAUCGAUCCCGAAACGAGAUCGAAUUUUUUAACCGCUCUCACGAAACAUCUGCAACCGAGCAUUUCUACUCUAAACCGAUCGAUAAUUUGAAAAUUACGAUCAAUGAAACUUCGAUCCUUUCGAUAAAUUCGACGAUGCUGUUCAACGACGAUGGGAUAUUGUUUACCGGCAAUAGCAAAUACAAUUGGUGGAACAAUCUUACAGAAGAAUGCAGGCUAAUGCAUCUAGAUACGUUAUCGACAAAGAUUAGAUUGACUGCCGAGGUAUUAAUGGAAAUUGCGGCCACUCUUUAUAUUUUUGCAGCAUUACGCGAAGCAAGAUUUCUAGGUCUUAAUAUGUUUAUCGAAAAUCUGAUGACUGCACCGUCCAGAGUAAUGUUUCUCUUUUCCUGCUGUAUAUUGUUAACCUUCCCAUUUUUAAGAUUGAUCUGCGCCGACCAAGUUGAAGAUAUGUUAGCCGUUGUCGUUAUGUUAACCACGGCACCGUAUUUUUUAUUUUUCUGCAGAGGUUUUAAAACAGUAGGUCCGUUCGUCGUGAUGAUUUACAGAAUGAUCAUGGGCGAUCUGCUCCGUUUCGUCUCCAUUUACUUGGUCUUCGUGAUGGGAUUUUCCCAAGCAUACUACAUUAUAUUUUUAUCUUUCGAUAAUCCAAAUACACCGGAAGGAGUAGAUGAUUCGAUGAGCAAUCCAAUGCCAUCACCGAUAGAAAGUAUAAUGGCAAUGUUUCUUAUGAGCAUGACAAACUUUGGAGAUUAUUAUGGUGCUUUUGAAAGAACGCAACACGAGAUAGAAGCCAAGGUGAUAAAUAAUAUUUGCCGCAAUAUUAUUUCUUUUCAAACAUUCGACGUACAUAAAUUCAUUUUAUUGCAGUUUUUAUUUGUAGUUUAUAUGGCGAUCGUUGCUAUAUUAUUGGUAAAUAUGUUAAUUGCUAUGAUGGGAAAUACAUAUCAGAAAAUUGCAGAAACAAGAAAUGAAUGGCAAAGACAAUGGGCACGUAUAGUUUUAGUAGUUGAAAGAGGAGUGAGCCCUGAUGAAAGGCUUAAAAAAUUAAUGGAUUAUUCUCAACCAAUGUCUGAUGGUCGAAGAGCAUUAGUACUUCGACUGAAUCAAUCGGAAGAGGACAAAGAAGAAAUGAAGGAAAUUCUAGAGAUGAAAAGAACUCAUGAUAAAUUAUACAAAAAAAGACAGAGUAAAACAAUGAAAAAGAUUUUAACAUCAGAAGAUAAUGUUAUUUUAUAAUAUUAUCAUUUAUAUUUUGCAAAUAUUGAUAUAUCAUAUAUUGAUAUAAAAGCUAAUAAUAUCUUAAUAAACUCUUAUGAUUAUAA